Sinocyclocheilus grahami is the source of this 1327-nucleotide messenger RNA. Its product is annotated as gamma-aminobutyric acid receptor subunit gamma-2-like. Gene Ontology annotation, cellular component: membrane. NCBI's taxonomy places the organism in Eukaryota, Metazoa, Chordata, Actinopteri, Cypriniformes, Cyprinidae. The record is from RefSeq and is a predicted model, not a curated record. Gene Ontology annotation, biological process: gamma-aminobutyric acid signaling pathway; chloride transport; monoatomic ion transmembrane transport. The transcript is spliced from 9 exons. The coding region runs from base 263 to 1327 and encodes 354 amino acids. Gene Ontology annotation, molecular function: extracellular ligand-gated monoatomic ion channel activity; GABA-A receptor activity.
CACGCAUGUGUUGUAUUGCUGCAGCGACGUGCAUCAGAUCCGCUUUCACACAUUUAGCAGUUCUACUGGACCCGGACAGAUCGCCUUCAUCUCUUGCAUUUAUUUCCAGAAACCUGCAGUAAUAGAGCAGGCAGCUCGUGCGUGCUUUGUUGUUUUGUGAGGGCUUGAAUCGCAUCGCAGCAGCGGCUCUGAGACGCGAAAGCCAACGCGAUCUGCUAUGUGUCACAGCGAAGAAAUGCAGUAAAGAAAGGGGACGAGCAAGAUGGUGAUCGUGGCUGCUUUUCAUUUUUCCUCUAAAUGCUUGAAUGCGAUGGCCAUCCCCGCGAUCACGCCCAAGCUCUUUCUGUGGGCUUUUCUAAUCGCCCAUCUUCCUUUGAGCUCUGUCCAGCUGGAAAGUGAUGAUGAUGAAGUGGCGAACAAAACGUGGGUUCUGACCCCCAAAGUGUACGAGAGCGACGUCACACAUAUUUUGAACAGCUUACUAGACGGCUACGAUAACAAGCUGCGGCCAGACAUCGGAGUCAAACCAACGGUGAUCCACACUGACAUGUUUGUCAACAGCAUUGGUCCAGUUAAUGCCAUCAACAUGGAGUACACGAUUGACAUCUUCUUCGCCCAGACGUGGUAUGACAGGCGGCUGAAGUUCAACAGCAGCAUGAAGGUUCUGCGUCUCAACAGCAACAUGGUGGGAAAAAUCUGGAUCCCUGACACGUUUUUCCGCAACUCUAAGAAAGCAGAUGCCCACUGGAUCACCACACCUAAUCGCAUGCUUCGGAUAUGGAACGACGGGCGUAUACUGUACACUUUAAGGUUGACCAUUGAUGCAGAGUGCCAGCUUAAACUGAAUAACUUUCCGAUGGAUGAACAUUCAUGUCCCCUGGAGUUCUCAAGCUAUGGCUACCCCAAGGAGGAGAUUGUAUACAAGUGGAAACGCAGCUCAGUGGAGGUUGGAGACAUCCGCUCCUGGCGUCUUUACCAGUUCUCCUUUGUUGGCCUGAGAAAUACCACAGAGGUUGUCAGGACUGUGUCAGAUGGCUACCCCAAGGAGGAGAUUGUAUACAAGUGGAAACGCAGCUCAGUGGAGGUUGGAGACAUCCGCUCCUGGCGUCUUUACCAGUUCUCCUUUGUUGGCCUGAGAAAUACCACAGAGGUUGUCAGGACUGUGUCAGAUGGCUACCCCAAGGAGGAGAUUGUAUACAAGUGGAAACGCAGCUCAGUGGAGGUUGGAGACAUCCGCUCCUGGCGUCUUUACCAGUUCUCCUUUGUUGGCCUGAGAAAUACCACAGAGGUUGUCAGGACUGUGUCAGGGGACUCUCCCCUCCGUUGA